UUUCUAGAAGAAACCACAACCCACAUUUCACAGUCAAAACUGUCGUUUUGGGAAGUCUUUCUAGUUUCUCCAUAUCCUGAUAGAAAAUCCACCAGUGGGAUUAAAUACCUAGAAUAACAAGUAUUUUCCUAGGAUAUAGCAAGACCUGUCUAUUAAAGAUGACAUCACCAGAAAACAAACCUUCGUUGGAGCAACCCCCAAGCUACAGCACAAUUGCUCCUUAUGCUCCACCAGACCAGUAUCCCCCAGUUGCUCAACAUUUGACUACCCCUAUAAAAGGUGCAAUUCCUGGAUCUGAAUUCCUAACUCAGAUAAACCAGUUAUCCAUACGGGAGAAAUUUAAAGUAUCUCAGGGUUGGGGACGUUCCUUUGAUGUUCUGACUUCAGAUGGACAGAGGAUCUUCCAGGCAGAGCAGAAUGCUCAUUGCUGUGGUCCACUCUUUGAUGUAAACAUUCGAGACAACAGCGGGAAUGAGGUGAUGGUAUUCAUGGACAGCUGCAAGUGUUCCUGCUCUAGAGAGAUGGAAGUUUACUGGCCCCAGGGUCACACUGUAGGUUACGUCACGGUGCACUGGAACCAGAUGGUCACCCACAUGUCUGUGCUGAACUCUACAAAACAGACUGUCCUACUCAUCCUUGGACCAAGUUUUCGCAGUGCCAUCUUCGGGAGUUCAUGCUUUGAGGUGAAGUCCACAGAUGAGCAGCACGUGGUGGGCGCUAUCCGAAACGAGAAUGAAAGUGUCACUGUCUCUUUCCCGUUGGAUCUUGAUGUGGCCAUAAAGGCAGUGUUACUUGGAGCCUCUUUCUAUCUGGAAACAAUUAUUUACCAUCAGAGGAGAAAUGUACAGAGGCAAAGACGAAGAACCUAAACAUCCAGAAAUGAUGAGAUCCACGCUACAUACUUUAUCCUCAUCUCCUUUCAUAUAACUCAUGUUAAUUACCAUUGUGCCUACAGCAUAUGGUAUGGCAUCCAUUAUCCAUAGACCUGUUAUCCACAAAGCUCUAAAUUACAGGAAGGCCGUCUCCCAUAGACUCCAUUUUAAUCAAAUAAUUCACAUUUUUUUAAAAAAAUUUCCUUUUUCAGAGUAAUAAUAAAACAGUAGCUUGUUCUUAAUCCCGACUAAAAUAUAAUUAAUCCUAAUUGGAAGCAAGACCUGCCUAUUGGGGUUAAAUAAUAUUUUAAUUAUUUUUUUUUGUAGACAAGGUACAGUGAUCCAAAUUAUGGAAAGACCCCUUUUCUGGAAAACCCCAGGUCCCAAGCAUUGUGGAUAACAGGUCCCACACCUGUAUACCUGCUUCUGUAUGAUAUAUUUUCUAUAUAAUCCUGAACCCGCUGCAGCUAUAUAACAUAUACCAGUGAUUUAUGAGAUUUAUACCACUGCACUUCCAGGUUUUAUUCUAUAUACUGUAUACCACUAUUCCUACAGGGUCUGUUUUCUAGAGUAAAUUGUAAAUUGCAUUGCAAUUACUUCACUGAACUGAUAUGGCAGGAGUAUCUCAGUGUGUGAAACUUUGAAAAGUUGUAGCAAAUAAACAGGUAACUGUAUAUAAA
This is a messenger RNA of Xenopus laevis (African clawed frog), 1552 nucleotides long. Its product is annotated as phospholipid scramblase 2. Bases 159 to 869 code for a protein of 236 amino acids. The transcript is spliced from 8 exons. Lineage: Eukaryota; Metazoa; Chordata; Amphibia; Anura; Pipidae. The record is from RefSeq and is a predicted model, not a curated record.